Molecule: messenger RNA, 1059 nt
Organism: Adineta steineri
Lineage: Eukaryota; Metazoa; Rotifera; Eurotatoria; Adinetida; Adinetidae
Source: the annotation of a GenBank genome assembly
AUGUUGUCAAAUGUUGAUGAAAUAUAUUUAAAUGAAUCAAUUCCAUCAUCAUCAUCAAUUCCAACACAUUUUAAUAUGUUAAAUUCUAAUGAUUAUAUUCUUGCAUAUUCAUUAAUUAAAAAUUCUAUUGUACAAAUGAAACGAUUAAAUAAUAAUGAAUUAGUAAAUUUAGCAAAAUUUAAUCAAGAAAAACUCGCAUCUCAUACUAAGAAUCUUCAUAUACGUGGACCGAAAUCAAUUCGAUUAACAUGUCCUAUAUGUGGUCUAAUAACUGUUUCAAUGGAACGUUUACAAAAACAUAUUAAUCAACACGGACAAAUAUUACAUUUAGAAGCUUAUAAAUUUGAAAAGAAAACUUCAUCAUUAAGUUGUCCAAAAUGUAAAGCAACAUUCUCAUCAGUUCAUGCUUUAAGAAAACAUCAACGUGUACAUACACAAGAUAAACCAUUUUCAUGUGAUUUUUGUGGUUCAAAGUUUUCUCAAUGGGGAAAUUUACGACAUCAUAUACAACGACAUCUAGGUAUUAGUCCAUAUGCAUGUCCGUAUUGUAAGAAAACUUUUAUUGCACCAUGCAAACUUGAAGUACAUAUACGUGGUCAUCUUGAUGAACGACCAUAUGUAUGUGAUCGAUGUCAAGCAACAUUUCGUUGUAAUGAUGAUUUACGUAAACAUUUAGUCAUUCAUGCUGAUUAUAAGCCAUUUGUUUGUUGGUUAUGUACAAAAGAAUUUUUUCAUGCAUCGAAAUUACGUAUACAUAUGAAGGAAAAACAUAAAUUAGAUGUAGUAAUUAAGAAAAAAGAUGUAUUAGAAUCUGGUACGGAAUAUGAAAUAACUAUUAAUAAUCAACAAAAUAAAGAAAUUUUAAUUGAUGAACAAAUAACAAAAGUUUUAUGUGAACCAAUUGUUAGUACAACUGAAAAUUAUCAAUUAUUAAAUGAAAUAAACAUGAAUGAUAUUGAAACAUAUGUUUUAUCAGAUAAUGAUUUUCAAAAUAGUAGUCAAGAAUAUCAUCAUAGUCAUUUUGAUGAUUUUAAAUUCAUCGAUUUUCCGGUUAUUUAA